This is a messenger RNA of Sycon ciliatum, 1038 nucleotides long. RefSeq lists its product as uncharacterized. Lineage: Eukaryota; Metazoa; Porifera; Calcarea; Leucosolenida; Sycettidae. The record is from RefSeq and is a predicted model, not a curated record. The annotation marks the transcript as partial. The transcript has a single exon.
AGUAGUAGUAGUAGUAGUAGUAGUAGUAGUAGUAGUAGUAGUAGUAGUAGUAGUAGUAGUAGUAGUAGUAGUAGUAGUAGUAGUAGUAGUAGUAGUAGUAGUAGUAGUAGUAGUAGUAGUAGUAGUAGUAGUAGUAGUAGUAGUAGUAGUAGUAGUAGUAGUAGUAGUAGUAGUAGUAGUAGUAGUAGUAGUAGUAGUAGUAGUAGUAGUAGUAGUAGUAGUAGUAGUAGUAGUAGUAGUAGUAGUAGUAGUAGUAGUAGUAGUAGUAGUAGUAGUAGUAGUAGUAGUAGUAGUAGUAGUAGUAGUAGUAGUAGUAGUAGUAGUAGUAGUAGUAGUAGUAGUAGUAGUAGUAGUAGUAGUAGUAGUAGUAGUAGUAGUAGUAGUAGUAGUAGUAGUAGUAGUAGUAGUAGUAGUAGUAGUAGUAGUAGUAGUAGUAGUAGUAGUAGUAGUAGUAGUAGUAGUAGUAGUAGUAGUAGUAGUAGUAGUAGUAGUAGUAGUAGUAGUAGUAGUAGUAGUAGUAGUAGUAGUAGUAGUAGUAGUAGUAGUAGUAGUAGUAGUAGUAGUAGUAGUAGUAGUAGUAGUAGUAGUAGUAGUAGUAGUAGUAGUAGUAGUAGUAGUAGUAGUAGUAGUAGUAGUAGUAGUAGUAGUAGUAGUAGUAGUAGUAGUAGUAGUAGUAGUAGUAGUAGUAGUAGUAGUAGUAGUAGUAGUAGUAGUAGUAGUAGUAGUAGUAGUAGUAGUAGUAGUAGUAGUAGUAGUAGUAGUAGUAGUAGUAGUAGUAGUAGUAGUAGUAGUAGUAGUAGUAGUAGUAGUAGUAGUAGUAGUAGUAGUAGUAGUAGUAGUAGUAGUAGUAGUAGUAGUAGUAGUAGUAGUAGUAGUAGUAGUAGUAGUAGUAGUAGUAGUAGUAGUAGUAGUAGUAGUAGUAGUAGUAGUAGUAGUAGUAGUAGUAGUAGUAGUAGUAGUAGUAGUAGUAGUAGUAGUAGUAGUAGUAGUAGUAGUAGUAGUAGUAGUAGUAGUAGUAGUAGUAGUAGUAGUAGUAGU